Pelobates fuscus (common spadefoot toad) is the source of this 3496-nucleotide messenger RNA. It is a transcript of the gene AP2A2, whose product is annotated as adaptor related protein complex 2 subunit alpha 2. Gene Ontology annotation, biological process: intracellular protein transport; clathrin-dependent endocytosis. Gene Ontology annotation, cellular component: membrane coat; AP-2 adaptor complex. Gene Ontology annotation, molecular function: clathrin-cargo adaptor activity. Lineage: Eukaryota; Metazoa; Chordata; Amphibia; Anura; Pelobatidae. The transcript has 24 exons. Bases 358 to 3402 code for a protein of 1014 amino acids. The record is from RefSeq and is a predicted model, not a curated record.
AUUAGCCCCUAACCUCGCUGUCACUCUCUAUCAUCCCACCGCCAGCAGCCUCUCAUCCUCUCCCUCCCUCUCCUGGGCCAUCUCUAUCUCCCUCUCGCUCUCAUUCUCCCCGCCCACCGCGCGCGCACCCGCCCGCCCCUCUCCGGACCGUGCUCGCGGCUGCUGGGGAGUCGGGGGCGCGCAGGAGCCGGCGGACAGACACAGCCUGAUUGCCCGCCGAGCGCGUUCCUGCCAGCCUGCCUCAGUCACACGGCCGGGCACUCAGCGGGCACUCCGCGGGCACUCACCGGGCUGGGGGUCGGCUCACAGGCUUUCCUUGCUGCUCCGGGCGUUGCCCCCCGAUAGGCUGCGGGGAAGAUGCCUGCCGUGUCCAAAGGAGAUGGGAUGCGGGGCCUGGCUGUCUUCAUAUCGGAUAUCAGGAACUGUAAAAGCAAGGAAGCUGAAAUAAAGAGGAUAAACAAAGAGCUGGCUAAUAUACGUUCCAAAUUUAAGGGAGACAAAGCUUUGGAUGGAUACAGCAAGAAGAAAUAUGUCUGCAAGCUGCUCUUCAUCUUCUUACUUGGCCAUGACAUCGACUUUGGUCACAUGGAAGCCGUGAACCUAUUGAGCUCCAACAAGUAUACAGAGAAACAGAUUGGUUACCUUUUCAUUUCCGUACUAGUGAACUCAAACAGUGAGCUGAUUCGACUCAUCAACAAUGCCAUAAAGAAUGACCUAUCCAGCCGAAACCCCACUUUCAUGGGCCUGGCUUUGCACUGCAUCGCAAAUGUGGGCAGUCGAGAAAUGGCUGAAGCUUUUGCUGGUGAAAUCCCUAGAGUUCUGGUGGCUGGGGACACGAUGGACAGUGUUAAACAGAGUGCAGCCCUUUGUCUUUUGCGUCUGUACCGCACCUCACCUGACCUUGUGCUCACAAGCGAAUGGACGUCACGAGUAGUGCAUCUUCUUAAUGAUCAGCACCUGGGUGUAGUAACUGCUGCAACCAGUCUUAUCACUACAUUGGCACAGAAGAAUCCUGAAGAGUUCAAGACCUCUGUAUCCCUAGCUGUCUCACGACUGAGCAGGAUUGUCACUUCAGCCUCUACAGAUUUGCAAGAUUACACUUACUACUUUGUUCCUGCUCCUUGGCUGUCUGUGAAGCUGCUAAGGCUGUUACAGUGUUAUCCUCCCCCAGAGGACCCUGCAGUUCGAGGCCGGCUAACAGAGUGUUUGGAGACAAUUUUAAAUAAGGCCCAAGAGCCACCAAAAUCCAAGAAGGUGCAGCAUUCAAAUGCCAAGAACGCAGUUCUGUUUGAGGCUAUCAGUCUUAUUAUCUACCAUGACAGUGAACCCAACCUGCUGGUCCGAGCGUGUAACCAACUUGGCCAGUUCCUGCAGCAUCGGGAGACCAAUCUCCGUUAUUUAGCUUUGGAGAGCAUGUGCACCCUGGCCAGUUCAGAGUUCUCUCACGAGGCAGUCAAGACGCACAUUGAAACAGUGAUCAAUGCACUAAAGACAGAGCGGGAUGUGAGUGUGAGACAGAGAGCGGUGGAUCUCUUGUAUGCGAUGUGUGACCGAAGCAAUGCUCAGCAGAUUGUGGCUGAAAUGCUCAACUAUUUGGAGACUGCAGAUUACUCCAUCAGAGAGGAGAUUGUACUAAAAGUAGCAAUUCUGGCGGAAAAGUAUGCUGUAGAUUACACCUGGUAUGUGGACACAAUCCUGAACCUAAUCCGUAUUGCUGGCGACUAUGUAAGCGAGGAGGUGUGGUACCGUGUCAUCCAGAUUGUUAUCAACAGAGAUGAUGUGCAGGGAUAUGCUGCCAAGACUGUGUUUGAGGCUCUUCAGGCUCCUGCAUGUCAUGAAAAUCUUGUUAAGGUUGGAGGAUACAUCUUGGGGGAAUUUGGUAAUCUCAUUGCUGGUGACCCACGUUCUAGUCCUCUGAUUCAAUUUAACUUGCUGCACUCCAAGUUCCACCUUUGCAGUGUUCCCACCCGGGCCCUGCUCCUUUCUGCUUAUAUCAAGUUUAUCAACCUGUUUCCUGAAAUUAAGCAGACUAUCCAGGAUGUGCUCCGCAGUGACAGCCAGCUCAGGAACGCCGACGUGGAACUGCAGCAAAGAGCUGUAGAGUAUCUGCGUCUCAGCUCAAUUGCUAGCAAUGACAUUCUGGCCACUGUUUUGGAGGAGAUGCCCCCUUUCCCUGAAAGAGAAUCUUCUAUCCUGGCAAAACUGAAGAAAAAGAAGGGACCCAGCACAGUGACAGACUUAGAGGAAAUCAAGAAGGAGAAAAGCACUUCAGAUGUGAAUGGGGGCACUGAGCCCGCCCCUACCAGCACAGCGCAACAACAACGCUCCAUUCCUUUCAGUGUGUUUGAAGAUCAGCUACUAUGUGCAGUGCGUCCACGUCCAUUAUCUCUCCUGGCCUCCAUGGCUUCGAGUGUCCCUUACCCACUUUCUGGCAUUAAUCAACCUGUUGCAACCCCACCAAUCUUCCAGUCCACUCCAUCUCCUUCAGCUGACCUUCUAGGUCUGGGUGCUCUUUCUGCUACCAGUCCUGUGGCGUCGUCUGCUGCAGGGUUAUUGGUCGAUGUCUUCGCUGAUGCCUCCCUACCUGUUGCUGCUGUUUCUUCAGGUGCAGAAGAUAACUUUUCAAGUGAUGUCCAAACUCCCCCAGAAGGGGUAUCAGGGGAUUCGGACUCCUCUGUGCAUGAUGGAGAGGAUUUCUUCCACAAGUUUAUAUGUAAGAAUAACGGUGUUCUAUUUGAGAAUCAGCUGCUCCAAAUUGGACUGAAAUGUGAAUUUCGGCAAAAUCUGGGUCGUAUGUUUAUCUUCUAUGGCAACAAGGUGUCAGCUCAGUUUCAGAACUUCACUCCUACCUUAAUAUGUUCUGAUGAUUUGAGUUCCAAUCUGAAUCUUCAGUCUAAACCAGUUGAACCCACCGUUGAUGGAGGGGCUCAGGUGCAGCAAGUGGUUAACAUCGAAUGUGUGCAAGAAUUCUUGGAAGUUCCUGUUCUAAAUAUCCAGUUCAGAUAUGGAGGAACGUUCCAGAAUUUUUCUGUCAAGUUGCCCAUCACUCUGAACAAGUUUUUUCAACCUACAGAAAUGACGGCUCAGGAUUUCUUUCAGCGCUGGAAGCAGCUCAGCAGUCCCAACCAAGAGGUUCAGAAUAUAUUUAAGGCAAAUCAUCCGAUGGAUAAUGAAAUCACAAAGGCAAAGCUCAUUGGAUUUGGUCCUGCUCUGUUAGAAAAUGUCGAUCCGAACCCAUCCAAUUAUGUGGCAGCUGGAAUCAUCCAGACAAAGUCACGACAAGUGGGAUGCUUACUGCGCCUUGAACCCAAUGUGCAGGCUCAGAUGUACCGGCUUACAAUACGCACAAGUAAAGAAGAGGUGUCCCAGAGAUUAUGUGACCUGCUCUCCGAGCAGUUUUAAUCCGAAAUCAUGCUGGCCACAAAAUCCUUGUCUUUGUGAUCUCCCUUACUGCCAGUUCCUUAUCAUCUCAGUGAAAAUAAAUAUUCCUUACACA